This is a messenger RNA of Syngnathoides biaculeatus (alligator pipefish), 1029 nucleotides long. RefSeq names its product amphiregulin (gene areg). Gene Ontology annotation, biological process: positive regulation of mitotic nuclear division; epidermal growth factor receptor signaling pathway; positive regulation of cell population proliferation. The coding region runs from base 82 to 759 and encodes 225 amino acids. The transcript is spliced from 6 exons. The record is from RefSeq and is a predicted model, not a curated record. NCBI's taxonomy places the organism in Eukaryota, Metazoa, Chordata, Actinopteri, Syngnathiformes, Syngnathidae.
ACGGCACGGUCUCCUUCAUCCACGCACUCCCCACUUGUCAGGCGAGCUGACUUCCAGGCACACACUCUUUCCUCCUGGGAUAUGAACACCUUCGUCCUCACCUGCCUCCUCUGCUUCGUACUUUUCAGUGAUCUGGCCCCUCAGGGAUCUGAGGCGUCGUCCUCCGGCGAGUUCGGCAUCGUGACCGUGGUGGGCUCGGCCUCAGGGGAAGGCCUCCGGGUUGUGCAGGGUCAUGUGGACGACGACGUGGACUUUGAGGAACUCGCAAGUGACUUCCUGAGAGAUGACGGGAAGAAAAAGAAAGGCAAAGGCAAGAAGAAGAGCAAACAGAAGAGUGCAAGUACCACUGCGUUCAACCCAGAGCACUCGCACUCCAGUCAAGGGCGCACCUCCGGCAUGGAGACCACCCAGAACCCCUGCAACUCCACCCACCUGGACUACUGCAUCCACGGCAGCUGCCAGCGCAUGGAAGGCGUGCAGGACCCCGUGUGCAUCUGCAUGAAGGGUUACGACGGCGAGCGCUGCGGGAUCCAAACUUUGGGGACCACCGGGACCGAGUCGGAGCACAGCAGCGAUACCGAGCGGGUCCAGAUGGGCUUGGUCAUCACCGCCGUGGUUCUGUCCUUAAUCAGCUGCACCGCCGUCAUGCUCAUGGCCUGCGCACACUACAAGUCCCAAAAACACUUUCUGGCAUCCCACCUGGGGAGCUGGUCGGAGCAGGAGAAACUGCAGAAACCUGCCCGCGAUGUCGUGGUGUGAGACCGAGCCCACCGGCCGGGGCCCGGGAGGAGAAAGUGUCACCUCCUCCAGAUGACCAGAAGCAGAAGAUCGGAUAAGUGCUUCACUAGAUGCAAUGUAAACUGUCCAAAAUUUCUCAGCUUUUAAUUUAUUUGAUGUGAUUAUUUAUCUGGAUGAGUGUUUGGAUUUUGAAUUAUUAUUAUUAUUAUUUUUAUUAUUAUUACUACGACGCAGGUGUCUGUAUUUGAGGAUGUUGAGCAUUCAGUCAACAGGCAGUGUUGCUUUUAUUUA